Vespa velutina is the source of this 1890-nucleotide messenger RNA. It is a transcript of the gene Nse4, whose product is annotated as EP300-interacting inhibitor of differentiation 3-like. The record is from RefSeq and is a predicted model, not a curated record. Gene Ontology annotation, biological process: DNA repair. Gene Ontology annotation, cellular component: nucleus; Smc5-Smc6 complex. Lineage: Eukaryota; Metazoa; Arthropoda; Insecta; Hymenoptera; Vespidae. Bases 861 to 1796 code for a protein of 311 amino acids. The transcript has 9 exons.
CAUCGCUGCAAGAUGCAAUGAAGUCACCAUUAUGAUCAAUAGAAAUUUGGUUGACAGCAACAAUAUGUGCUUGUAGAGUUUUUGAUUGUAUAUUAUUGCCCUGAUGAUCUAAGAGAUGUAUCAUUCCCCAAUGUGAUCCCAAACAAAGAAACUGGAAUAUAUUAUGGCGAAGAUAAAUAUACGAACAAUAGUUAACCUCUCCAAUCAAAUAUAGUUAUGAAUAAUUUCUCUCUACGUAAGACAUAUUAUUGAAAAGGCAUUAUUCAUACCUUAGGAUGCACAGCGAUACAACUAGCAGCAUCAUUUUGUAAAAUAUGUUCCAAAUCAUUUCGCAUUCUAACAUAUUUGAGUUUUGGCUCAAUUUCGUCCACCUCGGAAUCUGAGUCAUCUUGAUUGUUCUGAUCAGUCUGAAAAUUCAAUUUGUUAAAAAUACGCCCUAUUAACGUUUUGUAAAUAAUAUUAUUAUUAUUUCAUUAAUAUCUUUUUCGAAACAUAUUACUUUAGCAUUAUUUUCUUCCAUUAUUUUUUCUUAAUUUUUAUCGACAAAACUUCGAAUGCGCACGACAAAACGACGAACUGUCAAAGUUGUAGCACGUUUUGAUUCCAUCCAAGUCCACCUGCUUUUGUGAACUUCGUUCCUUUCUAUAAUAUACUACGAUCAAUUAAAAACAAAGCGUAAACAAUUCGAGAAUUUAAUUUUGAUUCUCGAAGUCGUUAAAAAGUACAAUGGAUCGAUGAAGAUCGAAUCAGAUGCAAAUAAUUAUUUAGCAGGCCCCUAAAUAAUCAACAGAAAGGAUUAUAUAUGCUUAUAUAUAUAUAUAUAAAAUUUCUAUUUUGUACACAAAAUAAGUAAUAAAAAUAUGCCAGAUAGUGCCAAUCAAUCAGAGAGGUCAUCGGUAACUCGAUCACCUCAACAACGGAAAGAAAUUCUAUGGAAUGCUUUGUCUUGUGCAUUGUCUCUUCGAGAAAGAAAUGAACAUUUAGGUGUUAGUGAUCUUAGAGCUUUGGAAGAAGUUAUGAAAGAAGGCGAUAAUGCUGUUCUAGAAACAAGCCUUAAUGAAAAGAUGAACAAUCAGGAAGAAAUAUUUUUGGAUUCUGAAGCAAUAAAUAUUUCAUCCAAAAUUUUGACAAGAUGUACUAAAUCUUUAACGCAAAAUAUAAGUUCAUAUAAUCAUGUAGAUUUUGCAAAAAAGAUUUUACAAUAUACACGUAAGCUCCCAGAUGAAUUAUUAGAAAAUCCAGAUUGGUCUGUUUUAGAAACAGAAGUAACAAGAUCUUUUAAAAGGAUACCUGAAUAUACUACUUUACUUGGUUUAUUGACACCACUAGAAAAAAAAGAAAUAGUUAAUAAAAAAUCAACAAUUAAAGAAGCUCAAGCCAUAAUGAAAUCACCAGAAAAUGUGGUAGUUGUUAAUAAGGACGAGGAAAGUGUAGAAGAGACAGUAGAUAAAAUUAAGAAAUUUAUCAAAUAUUAUUACAAAAUAAAUCAAAAGCCAUUGGACUUUUAUUGUUUAAUUUUACAUCCAGAUGAUUUUGGAAAAACAAUUGAAAAUAUGUUAUAUGUAUCAUUUCUUAUUAGAGAUGGUAUUAUAAAACUGGAAAGAGAUAAUACAGGAAUACUUGUCAUUCAACUUUGUUCUAAAGAAAUGACAAUACAAAGGAAACAAAUUGGAACACACAUGAAUAUUCAGAAUAUUAUGUCUUUAAAUAUGGAGCAAUGGAAAAUUCUAAAGGAUACAUACAGACUAGAGAAACCUAUGCUUGAUUUUGGGGCUAUUCCUUGCUCUCGCUCUUAAAAUAUGAAUAAAUUCAUAUAAUUUUUAUGUAUAUCCAUAUUGUAUCAAAAAGGACCAAACAAAAAGAAAUAAAUACGAAGAUUAUGGUUUGUUA